Molecule: messenger RNA, 1617 nt
Organism: Xylaria bambusicola
Lineage: Eukaryota; Fungi; Ascomycota; Sordariomycetes; Xylariales; Xylariaceae
Exons: 2
Coding region: 245-1507 (420 amino acids)
Source: RefSeq, a predicted model, not a curated record
CUCAGGUCCUCUUGACAUAUACCCCCCUUUAGUCAGUAACAAAGCAGUUCGCCAGUAAAUCGACCACGGAUGACAACAACCCACUAAACCCUCAACAUAAUCUUGUCCUAAUUAUACCUAUCUAUCUCUCCUCCAUAAACUCAUAUUAGCAAAUAUAUAAGGAAGCUACUGCGUCUCUCCUCGUCUCGAGCUAUCAACUCCGACUCAUAGGUCCCUCUUCAUCACAGAUCAUAGAUCAUAGAUCAUGCUCCCCAUAGCAAACGCAAGGCUGCUUCUGCAAGCCCCCUCGCGAAUAUUAUCACGCGUACCGAAUGCCGUGCUUCCUCGAAAUGCCAUAGCAACACGCAAUGGCCCAAGGGCUGUACCUGCGCGCCUCUCCUUGGCCGCCCAGCGGGCAUCUUUCGCGACCAAACCCCCCGACAACCCAUUUCAGGAGGGAAUUGACCCGGAAGAGGACCGGAAAAUUGCCCAGCGUAAACUCACUCCCCACCCAGAAUCCGUAACUAUGGAUUCGAGUGUUCGUCACAUAUAUGAACCAUCUCCUCCGGGAAAGGCGGCCCCGGCGAAGUCUGGCUUGACGGAUGAUCUAAAACUCGUACAGGAAACAUUUUCUCUUUCCAAAGCCCCCCACGAACCCUACUGGCUAGGAAUCGCUGGGACCUUACCUUAUCUCGGAACCUCCCUAUCUACCGUCUACCUUUCUUGGGUUCUGAAUACCCCGUGGCCUGCGCCUUCGGCCUUCACCAAUAAACUUCUGAUUAGUCAGGAGACAGCACACCAGUUGAUGGCCACGCUCGAACCGAUUCAACUAGGUUAUGGCGCCGUCAUUAUUAGCUUUCUAGGUGCUGUACAUUGGGGCAUGGAGUAUGCCGCAAAAACAUCAGAUCAUGCCCGAACUCGUUUUCGCUACGGGCUAGGAGUCAUGGCCCCGAUAGUCGCUUGGCCUACUCUAUUCAUGCCAGUCGAGUUUGCACUGACAUCACAAUUCGCCGCUUUUGUAGCACUAUAUUUUGCUGACACGCGCGCCACAGUGCGCGGUUGGGCUCCAGUGUGGUACAGUACUUACCGCUUCGCGCUUACGGCCGUCGUCGGUGUCGCCAUCGCCAUCAGCUUAAUCGGGCGAGCCAAAGUUGGAGACGCAAGCCCCCGACUCACGGGGCUAAACGAGAAAUUUCACGAGCACCGUGGUGAGGAGGAUUACACCAAAAAAUGGCAAGAGCUGGAGAAGGGGGAGAGAAAGAAAGUAAAGCAACGAGAGGAGGAAGAAAAGAAAAAGAAGGAGGAGGAGGAGAGAAAAAAGAAGGAGGAAGAAAAACAGAAGAAACAGAAAGGGCAAGCAGAAGCGGAUAAGAAAGACGGGGAGAAAUCUAGCGGAGACAAGGACAAGGGAAAGGAAUCUGACAGCGAAGAAAAUAGGGAUCAAGAGAAGAAGGGAGACGAACAACAAGGUGGCGGGCAAGACAAGAAGAGUGAAGAGAAGAAGAGCGAAGAGAAGGACAGCGAAUAGUUACCACGGGGUUGUGAUGGCGAUUUUAGAGUAGGCUUUCCAUCGCCUCAAGCAUAAUUCAGAUAUAUUAAUGCCAGCUUCACUACGUUCAGACACGAAGCUCAUCAGCU